Lucilia cuprina (Australian sheep blowfly) is the source of this 3303-nucleotide messenger RNA. RefSeq names its product glucose dehydrogenase [FAD, quinone]. The record is from RefSeq and is a predicted model, not a curated record. NCBI's taxonomy places the organism in Eukaryota, Metazoa, Arthropoda, Insecta, Diptera, Calliphoridae. The transcript is spliced from 2 exons. Gene Ontology annotation, molecular function: oxidoreductase activity, acting on CH-OH group of donors; flavin adenine dinucleotide binding. Bases 967 to 2856 code for a protein of 629 amino acids.
GUAUGAAACAGUUUUAAACGGGACAGCUUAAAGAAAACACACGAUUUUAUGGGAAGGUGAAGAAAAAAUAGAAAAAAAGAUUAACAAAAAAUAUAAUAAAAAAUAAAAAGAAUUAAAAAAAAAAUAGAAAAAAGAAUAUAAUUUAUUUGAUAGAAAUUUAAAAGAAAUAUGGAAAGAAAAUUUUAAGAAAAUAUAUAUUAAAGAAGUGAAAUUAUUAGUUAUUCUAAUGACCCAAAUUACUGUUUUAAAACGUGUUGCAAUAGCUGGUUUAUUUUCACCUGAAACAAAAAAAAUAUUAAAUUUCAAAUCCUCUAUUAAACACAAAAGUAAAUUUAACGAAAAAAAUUGAAAGAAAAUUACAACUUGUAACGCGUGUGUAUUUACAGCAUUUUGCAAUUGUUUUUUGGUUCGCUGCAUUUUUGCCACAAAAAAUAAAUAUUUAACAAAAAAAAAAAAAAAAAAAAACGCAACAACUUUAUAAAUCUAAAUAUCCAGUCAUAGUCAUCACACUCAGCUGGUUGAUUGACAACUUGCAGCAGAAAAUUUCAUAAAAAUUAUUAAAGAAAAACAAGAAAAAAAUGCUACAUUAAACAAAUUACAAAACGUGUGCAAUAUUAACUAACUAAUUAUUAUAACUAACUGUCAUUGUUUACUUUUCUUAAGAAAGAAAAACAUAAAUAAACAAUCAAUCCUGUUUUAAAAAUAUUAUUGCUGUUUACAACUGUUGCUGCUGUUUUGCUAUUGCUGUUGGUUUCUUUAAAGAAAUGUGUCAAUUAUUUUAAGAGCAAGAGCAAUUGUUUGAAUAAUUCUCUCUGUGAGAUUAUUUUCUACAAUGAUCAAACGUAAAAAGCUGUAAAAGCUCUGCAGAAAACGAACUUUAAUUCCCUACAAAAACAAUAAAAUAACGAAAUCCUGAAAAAACACCCCGAAUAGUCUUCCCAAACGAAAACAACAACAACAACUAACAUGGUGCUAAAUCUACUCUUUAUAACGACUGUGAUAAAAUCCACAUUUGGUGUGGUAACCACGGGUCUCUGGCUAAUACCCCUAAUACUGGCCGCCAUUACCUAUUACAAAUACGAUAAUGUUGAUCCAGAAUCAAGAGUAUUCGAUCAAACGAACAUAUACAAAGAAUAUGAUUUUAUAGUGGUGGGUGCUGGUUCUGCAGGAGCAGUGGUGGCCAAUCGUUUAAGUGAAGUGUACAAAUGGAAGGUUUUACUUAUAGAAGCUGGACCGGAUGAAAAUGAAAUAUCAGAUGUACCCUCUUUGGCAGCCUAUUUGCAAUUAAGUAAAUUAGAUUGGCAGUAUAAAACAGAACCUUCGAAUAAAGCCUGUUUGGGCAUGAAAAAUAAUCGCUGCAAUUGGCCACGUGGCAAAGUUUUGGGUGGUUCCAGUGUCUUAAACUAUAUGCUGUAUGUAAGAGGCAAUCGUCAUGACUAUGAUCACUGGGAGUCAUUGGGUAAUCCCGGCUGGGGUUAUGAUAGCAUUUUAAAGUAUUUUAAGAAAUCCGAAGAUAAUCGCAAUCCCUAUUUGAAUAAGAAUCCCUAUCAUGGCAAAGGUGGCCUAUUAACUGUGCAGGAAUCUCCUUGGCAUUCACCUUUAGUGGCGGCUUUUGUAGAGGCUGGUACUGAGAUAGGUUAUGAAAAUCGUGAUAUUAAUGGUGAAAUACAAACGGGUUUUAUGAUUGCCCAGGGUACCAUACGUAGAGGUUCACGCUGUAGUACCGCUAAGGCGUUUUUAAGACCCAUACGAAAUCGUCCCAAUUUUCAUUUAUCCAUGAAUUCCCAAGUUACCAAGCUAAUAAUAGAACCCGGCACUAUGAGAGCCAAGGGAGUAGAAUUUGUUAAGAAUGGUCAAGUUAUGAAAGUGUAUGCCAAAAGAGAAAUCAUUUUAUCAGCUGGUGCUAUUAAUACCCCUCAAAUAAUGAUGUUAUCGGGCAUAGGACCACGUUCCCAUUUGGAACAACAUGGCAUAAAGGUUUUACAAGAUUUACCGGUGGGAGAAAAUCUACAAGAUCAUGUGGGUAUGGGCGGCUUGUCGUUUCUGGUGGAUAAACCUGUUUCUAUAGUACAGGAUCGUUUUAAUCCCACCGCUGUUACAUUCCAAUAUGUCUUAAGAGAACGAGGACCUAUGACUACCUUAGGCGGUGUAGAGGGUUUAGCUUUUGUGCACACACCCUAUUCUAAUAGAUCUAUAGAUUGGCCUGAUAUACAAUUUCAUAUGGCUCCAGCCUCUAUUAAUUCGGAUAAUGGAGCUCGUGUUAAAAAGGUUUUAGGUUUAAAGGAAUCUGUUUAUCAAGAAGUCUAUCAACCUAUAGCUAAUAAGGACACCUGGACUAUAAUGCCUUUACUGUUAAGACCCCGUUCUAGAGGCUGGGUUAAGCUAAGAUCAGCUAAUCCUUUUGAGUACCCCAAAAUCAAUGCCAAUUACUUUGAUGAUCCCUUUGAUGCCAAGACCUUGGUGGAGGGUGCAAAAAUUGCUUUACGUGUAGCCGAAGCCAAGGUUUUCAAACAGUUUGGUUCUCGUUUAUGGCAAAAAUCCUUACCCAAUUGUAAGAAAUUUAAAUUUUUAUCGGAUGAAUAUUUAGAUUGUCAUGCCCGCACUAUAUCCAUGACUAUAUAUCAUCCCUGUGGUACAGCCAAAAUGGGUCCAGCCUGGGAUUCUGAAGCCGUAGUAGAUCCUAGAUUAAGAGUUUAUGGUGUUAGAGGUUUAAGAGUUAUAGAUGCCAGCAUAAUGCCCACCAUUAGUAGUGGCAACACUAAUGCCCCUGUCAUAAUGAUAGCUGAAAAGGGUGCCGAUCUAAUCAAAGAAGAUUGGUUCCAUAAUCCCGAAUAUAAAAUAGUGAAUAAAAGUUAGCGUAGCUUAAUAAUUUAGAAAUCAAUUAAACUAUGUUUUUAAUUUUUUUUUUAGAAUAGAGUUCGCCAGACCUCGAAAACAUUUGAUUACUGUCAUUAACCAAAGGUUGUCCACUUGUUAUUUAUUAUUAUUAUAUAUUGUCAUUGUUGUUAAAACAUUUUUCACAUUCAGGGGGCAUUAGCUUUAGAAAAACAACAACAAAUAAACGAGUAAAUAACUCAGAGUUGCCAUUGUGUCAUAAAUACGUUUUUCUUUUAUUUAAAAAGUUAGUUUUUUUAAAUUAUUUUUACUUAUUAUUAUAGUAAUAGUUAUCGCUUAGUCACUUUGUUUAUUCGCUUAUUUUCCAGUUUUACGAGCCACUUAUGACGUUUUAUUUUUAUUAUUAUUUUUUAUUUAUAUUUAAGUAGCGAAUUAUGUAUGAAAAUGUGUUAAUUUUAAUUGCAAUUA